Molecule: messenger RNA, 816 nt
Organism: Raphanus sativus (radish)
Lineage: Eukaryota; Viridiplantae; Streptophyta; Magnoliopsida; Brassicales; Brassicaceae
Exons: 2
Coding region: 112-663 (183 amino acids)
Cellular component (GO): chloroplast
Source: RefSeq, a predicted model, not a curated record
UGGAGGGCCAUUUGGAUUAGUUGUGUUCGCCAACAUAUUUAAGAACCAAAAGAGAAAGUCAGACUCCUCCAAAAGAAAGAUUCUUCCUCUAAGGGAGGAAACCACGAGUCUAUGAGUGAUGACUGGCUUCAAACAGGGAACUGCCCAAUCGCUAAAUCCUACCGAGCUGUAAGUGGUGUGGCACCGCUCGUAGCAAAGAUCCUGCAACCCCCUCCCGGAAUGCAGUACAAGUGUCCUAAAGCAAUAGUAGCAGCUCGAGCAGCCAUAUCAAAAACCGCUUUCGCCAAGAACCUCCGGCCACAACCUUUAUCAUCCAAAGUACUAGUCAUCGGGAUGCUGGGGAUGGCCCUGAACGUGCCCCUAGGUGUUUGGAGAGAGCACACUGAAAAGUUCUCGGCAUCUUGGUUUAUAGCUCUUCACGCAGCGGUUCCUUUCAUAGGAAUACUGAGGAAGUCUGUGUUGAUGCCUAAAAUGGCGAUGGUUUUUACCAUAGCAGCGUCUGUUAUGGGACAAGUGAUUGGGUCAAGAGCAGAGAGGUAUAGGCUUAAGUCGGUAGCUCAGAAGAAACUCACGUUGACAGGACCUGAUAAAGUAGAUGGAAGGUGCGGUGUGAUGAAAUGGAAUCCCAUGCUGCUUGAGAUAGCAAGUCCUGUUUCUACGUGAGCAGCUAGUGUGGUCUGCUAAAAGCUUUUGGUUUCUUCUUCGACGAGCUGGAUAUAUGUAUAGUUGUUUCUAUUCUUGUUUCGGCCAUUGUAUUUGAGAAAGUUUAUAAAUGUUUGAAUAAGGUAAGAAUAAGUGUUAUUUUUUCUUCUUUUA